AGCGUGCCCGCUCGAGACGUAUCACCAACAUCCUCCCCCUCAAUCCUCUUGCAUACCUUCAUAAGCCGGCCUCUCUAGGUGCAUUGGACGUAUCCGCCCCGUACCCCCCGCACUAGAUUGCCAGAAUCUGCAAAUCAUGGCCUCUUUCUUCGCAAACGUUCGCCAAGGAUUGGCUGGUCGAUCCAACAAGGGCCAACAGCAGCAGCAGGGCAAAGGCGGCUCUGCAUCACCAACAACACCAUACUCGGCAUCACCAACUUCUCAACAACCUCCCGGCCAACCGCCUAUGCCGCAUUCUCCAGCUUUGUCGUCUGCCAUGUCGUUCGAAAGCCAAGGUGCUCCGUCGGAUGGGUCCGUGCCAUCUGGCUCCCGCAGACCGCCUUUCUUCUUCCGCGAGGAGUACUCCAACUUGAUUGUCAAGGGUAACUUUAUGACUUUGGCUGCAAAGCCGAAGCUUGUCGAAGAGGGUGAAUGGCUCGCACAUCAGGUUGUUGAGCAGUACCGGCUACUGGAGCAGAUGAUUGAGAUCAUCAAGGUAGUAGAUGACAGGACAGGCAAGCCUGUCUGCAACCCAGAUACAUGUCCUACAAUGUCUGCCAGCGGCCAUACUUACACCUGGCUGGACAACAACAAGAAGCCCAUCAAGAUCCCUGCAAUCCAGUACAUCAACCUCGUACAAAAGUGGAUUGUAGGCAAGAUCAACGACCCCAACAUCUUCCCCACAGACACCACAGCCAUUUCCAUCGGAGCAUCAACGUACGCUUCUGGUUCCAUGACGCCCACCUCAACCCCACAGCCUCUCCCACCGAGCAACUCCAAUGCUCCAUUGUCCCAACUCGCCGGGCGUGAGUGGCUCGGCAAGUCGUCUGGUUUCCCCGAGACUUUUGAAGGCGACAUCAAGAGUAUCUACCGCCAGAUGAUGCGGUGCUAUGCACACAUUUACCACGGCCACUGGCUAGAUCCCUUCUGGAACGUGAGCGCGUACAAGGAGCUAAACACGUGCUUCAUUCACUUCAUCAACGUCGGCAAGCUCUUCAACUUGAUCGGCGACAAGGAAAUCGAGCCCAUGCAGCCGCUGGUCGACCUCUGGGCUGAGAAGGGUCUACUCCCACCAAUCACGGCAGCCAAGGAGAACGCACCGCCGAAGAGCUCACAUGGGCAGCAGGCUGCACCCGCGUCUUAAACAUGGGCAUAGUAUUCCAAUUCAGUAACGAACAUGGGCGCCAUUUGAUAUGGAGUACCCAUCAGCAAGCUUUCAAUAUUUCUCGCCUUGCAUGGGUAGCGUGAGGGUCUGGAUGGGGAUGACUGGCGUUCUGGCAUGUAUUACGAUUUGCGCAAUGUAGUCCUACAUGUGAAAGGAGCAAUGAAUAUUUUGAAGCAAACUGCAAUCACUCUACACACAUGCAAUCAAAGCGGUGAAUAGUAAGAAGAGACUCAAAUUUGAUAGUACCACGUAAAGUA
Alternaria alternata is the source of this 1461-nucleotide messenger RNA. Its product is annotated as Mob1/phocein. Lineage: Eukaryota; Fungi; Ascomycota; Dothideomycetes; Pleosporales; Pleosporaceae. The record is from RefSeq and is a predicted model, not a curated record. Gene Ontology annotation, cellular component: cytoplasm; nucleus. Gene Ontology annotation, biological process: cell division; signal transduction; positive regulation of protein phosphorylation. Gene Ontology annotation, molecular function: protein kinase activator activity. Bases 137 to 1183 code for a protein of 348 amino acids. The transcript has 3 exons.